AAGUGAUAAUUUUUCGAAAAAAAGUGAAAAAAUACUCAUGGCCAAACGGCUACUUAAAUUAUUGUGGCAUAGUCAUUAAAUAUAUUCUACACAACAUUUUAAUGGUUCUCUUGAUUCAUUUAAAAAAGGCCAAACACAUUGACAAGCCUAUCAACUUGGCACAAUCUUUCACUUUGACACCUAAAGUGGACGUUGUUCAUUUAAGCACCUAAACCAGCUACAAACUGUGUCAUUUUGGCACCUUUCGCUAACAUGACAAUUAUUGUCAUUGUUAUUCUUGUUGGUAAUGUCCAUGUUGUUAUUGUCAUAAUUGCUGUUACACCUGAUAAUCCUAACCUUUGGUUGCAUCUAAUUCUUGUCUGACAGUAUGGUUCUUGUGCAGUGUAUAAAGAUGAUAAAGAGAGGAAGAGAAACCAAUCUAUGAUGAAGACAAAAACAGCUUCUUUGAAGUGCUACUUCGUUAGGUUUGAGUCCAUUGAAACUUGCCAUGAGGGAGGAUCCUAUGUAUUUUCUACCAAAAGGAUCAGUGAAGCAAGGUGUCAGUUCAUGCAUGUACAUAUGGUUUCUAAUAUGGCAAAAUAUGCAGCCAGGCUUUCAUUAAUUCUCUCAAAGACAAUUAAGCUUCAAGUGAAUCUUGCUUCUGUCACAAUUGAAAGAAUUGAAGAUAUACUUCGUCGGGAUGAAAAUGGUUGUAUUAUUCGUGAUGAAGAUGGCGAACCUUGUAUACAUACUGAUGGAACUGGAUUCAUAUCAGAAGAUUUAGCUAUAUGCAUUGUCCCAAAGAUUUUUCCAAAGCAGAAUAUAUAAAAGAUGAAAACUAGGAGGUACACACAAUUUCUUUAGAUAGGAAGGUGUGGAGGCCGCGUAUUAGGGUAGAAGGAUAGUAGGGAAUCGAGUGUUGUGUUGCCUCUAGAAGGUUCAGUUGCUGGUGUUUUUCAUAUUACUAGUAUAGUACCCACGCGAUGCGCGGAAAGUAUUCCAGAAUAAAAAUUAUAAAAAUUAUUAUUACUUUUUUUGCUUGAUCAUAGCAAGUUUCUUCCAUCUUAAAUUACAGUAAAAUUUGUAUUAUGUGCAAUAAAAUUUAAAAUUUAUUCAUGAAUCCAUAAAAUUAUUUAUGAAUUAUUAAUGUCAUCUUUUAAAUUAUGUGUUUUUUAAUCAAAAAUAAUACAACUCCUAUAGUUUAGUAUAAUCUAAGUUCAAUUUUUUUUAGCAUAAUACAUCACCUCAAGCUAUUAAAUAACUAUUGUGCUUUAUAAAUAAAAUUACAUCAGUAUAUUACCAACAACAAAAAAAUUUGCUAUUAAAUUAACAGUAAAGCAUUGUGAAUAGUGAACUAAUAUUUACGUAAAUUCUUUUGAGAUUGCUCAUAAUACAUGGAUGAAAUAACACAACUUUCAAAAAGAGCACUUAUCCUCUUAAGUGUAAAUCCGAGCUAAUAAUUUGUGUAUUCUAGGCACACUACUAAUACCUCUAUGUCUACCUAGAAGGGACUAAUAAGAGCAUUCCACCUAUCUACCUCUGUUUAGUAUUAUCUCUGUUGUACAACUUCUCUAUCUAUUUCUAUCUUUCCUAUACCACUGUACUAUUUUAUGCCCAUAUACUCUGUCUGUACACUCCUCUUUCGUCUGGCCGCAUAUCAUAGUUGUUCGCUGGACUUUGUGAUUCCACAUUGCCUUGUUCCUAGCACUCCAAAUAGCUUAUACCAAAGCAGCCAGAACAGCAAGUGCAAAGCUUCUACAGAGCCUUCGUUUCAGUUUUCUGAACACUCUUUUCCAUAUGUUAGGAUGAGAUGUCUCUAUUAUUCCCUGUAUACCUGGUCACUGCAGUAACUCUUGUGCACUUUCAUAAAGGAUACUUCCUCAGUUGACUGAUCUGCCUCACAUUAGAUUGAACAAUAUACAACAGAACGACAAAUAAUAAAUAUUUUUUAUUUGUGAUGUUCCAUCCAAAUUGAGAGUUAGCUGAAUUACCAAAUGCUAAAUCUUCAUCAGUAUAAUGCAUUACUGCAUUACUGUUCACCCAUAUUUUCGCCAGUAGCGACACUUUAAGGUUCCAUAGUUAUCUAUAAUUUAAAAAUGUGACUCUUCUUAAUACUAUUCUUGAAAUUUACCACAUAUCUUUAUUGUAAUUAAAUGCCAUAUAAGCCAUAAUCACAAGA
Molecule: messenger RNA, 2158 nt
Organism: Capsicum annuum
Lineage: Eukaryota; Viridiplantae; Streptophyta; Magnoliopsida; Solanales; Solanaceae
Product: probable RNA-dependent RNA polymerase 3
Exons: 3
Coding region: 421-807 (128 amino acids)
Biological process (GO): siRNA processing
Cellular component (GO): nuclear RNA-directed RNA polymerase complex
Molecular function (GO): RNA-directed RNA polymerase activity
Source: RefSeq, a predicted model, not a curated record